AUGUGGGAACCGAUCAGUUCCGAGUCGGAUUUUUCGACCUGGAGAGGGUUGACAUUACCAACACAAGAAGCAAAAACUUCUUCAUUAUCUUUAGCAGAACACAAAUCACAUGUUCUUCAAUUAAUAAAAAAAUGGUGUCACGAUAAUAAAGAAAAUUUAAAUUUAGAAAAUUUUCAAUUAGAAGAAGAUACUGAUUUUACACUAGAUAUUGAAUUUGAUCAAAAUUCUAAUGUACAAGCCAAUAUCGAGUGCAAAUGUGGUAGAAUGAUUUCAUUACCUAGAAAUGGUUCGAAAAUACAAAUGUCUAAUUAUUAUAAACACUUGUAUUCUCUUGGAUGUAGUCAUAUGAAAGGUAUUAAGAAAGAUGGCCAAAAACUACAAGUACAGCAGCAGCAACUGCAAUCAACAAUUUCUACAUCAUGUGCUCCAAUAUCUCAACCAUGUAUGUCACCUGCUGAAGCAUGUACCAACAAAACUACAGAUACACAACUAGCACCAAGUGAAAGUUCAACUUCAAGAUCCCAACCCAAUUAA
Molecule: messenger RNA, 534 nt
Organism: Adineta steineri
Lineage: Eukaryota; Metazoa; Rotifera; Eurotatoria; Adinetida; Adinetidae
Source: the annotation of a GenBank genome assembly